Molecule: messenger RNA, 6094 nt
Organism: Carassius auratus (goldfish)
Lineage: Eukaryota; Metazoa; Chordata; Actinopteri; Cypriniformes; Cyprinidae
Gene: hspa12a
Product: heat shock protein 12A
Exons: 13
Coding region: 328-2343 (671 amino acids)
Source: RefSeq, a predicted model, not a curated record
CUGAAGGGCGGGGCUGGAUGGCGAGCUAACAGACCUAAAGUCUGGAUCGGUACACUUCCUUUCUCUGGGUGUUAGACAGCCUGAGAAAACUUAGCUUUAGGUCAAACUCGAGAUAGUUUCUUUUAAAUGCGCUCCGAAGAGUUAGUCUUAAAGAGUUUUGGGCUGGAAGGCUGGUGGGAGUAAUAAGACCGUAUUGAAGAAACAGGACCGGGGGUUAGCUACACUGAAGAAGUAGACAGCUUUUCUGUAAAGAAUCUAAUGAGCCGCGCAAAAAGUUAGACAUUAAGUUGGAUCUUAAAACAGGAAUAAGGAAACUUGAAGAUUUCAAUGAUGACGGAGAAAGAGUUGGUGAUUGACGACAUGAUAACAGAUGCAAUGGCCACUCCAUCUCCAGCCAAGAGUAUGGGCGACCCAGGCAUCACGCCACUUUCCCCCACACACGUACUGAACGACUCAGAAGAGAAUGAGCCUACGAGACACCCCUAUGUGGUGGUGGUGGCCAUUGACUUUGGCACCACCUCCAGUGGCUACGCAUACGCCUUCACUAAAGAGCCAGAGUGCAUUCACACUAUGAGACGCUGGGAGGGUGGUGACCCAGGGGUGUCAAAUCAGAAGACGCCCACCACCAUUCUACUGAGUCCAGACAGGAAGUUCCACAGUUUUGGUUAUGCAGCCCGAGAUUUUUACCACGACCUGGAUCCCACCGAGUCUAAGCAAUGGCUCUACCUGGAGAAGUUUAAAAUGAAACUACACACCACUGCAAAUCUGUCCAUCGAUACAGAUUUACAUGCUGCCAAUGGGAAAAAGGUGAAAGCUCUGGAUAUUUUUGCUUAUGCUCUGGCCUUUUUUAAGGAGCAGGCUCUUAAGGAGCUGAGUGACCAAGCAGGGGCAGAUUUUGAUAAUGCUGACGUCAGAUGGGUCAUCACAGUACCGGCCAUCUGGAAAAUGCCGGCUAAGCAGUUUAUGAGAGAGGCAUCGUAUAAGGCUGGUCUGGCUUCUCGUGACAACCCUGAUCAGCUGAUCAUUGCUCUGGAACCAGAGGCUGCGUCCAUUUACUGCAGAAAGCUUCGUCUCCACCAAAUGGUGGAUUUGGGCAACAAAACAUCCCUGAAUGGUUACAGCCCAACUGAGAAUGUUGGGGCAGGAAUGACCCAGGCCAAGGAGCAUGUGCGCCGUAACCGACAGAGCCGCACCUUUGUGGUGGAGAAUGUCAUAGGAGAGCUCUGGUCUGAACUCACUGAAGGUGACCGUUAUGUGGUGGUGGAUUGUGGAGGAGGGACGGUGGAUCUUACUGUGCAUCAGAUUCGGAUGCCGGAAGGGCACUUGAAGGAGCUUUACAAAGCCUCAGGAGGCCCGUAUGGCUCUAUCGGUAUAGAUUAUGAAUUUGAGAAGCUCCUGUGUAAGAUAUUCGGACAGGAUUUCAUUGACCAGUUUAAGAUCAAGCGUCCGGCUGCCUGGGUGGAUCUGAUGAUUGCAUUUGAAUCUCGUAAGAGAGCGGCAGCUCCUGACCGAAGCAAUCCAUUGAAUAUUAACCUGCCCUUCUCUUUCAUCGACUACUACAAGAAAUUCAGAGGACACAGCGUAGAGCAUGCGCUGAGGAAGAGCAAUGCUGAAUUUGUGAAGUGGUCUUCACAAGGCAUGCUGAGGAUGAGCCCAGAUGCAAUGAAUGCACUGUUCAAACCAACUAUAGACCACAUUAUACAGCACCUGACUGAGUUAUUUGAUAGGCCAGAGGUGACAGACAUCAAGUUCCUUUUCCUGGUGGGAGGAUUCGCAGAGUCUCCGCUGCUGCAGCAGGCCGUUCAGAAUAUGCUUCAGGGCCGCAGCCGAAUUAUUAUACCGCAUGAUGUGGGCUUAACCAUCCUCAAAGGGGCAGUGUUAUUCGGUCUGGAUCCCAGCAUCAUAAAGGUGCGCCGCUCUCCGCUCACCUAUGGUGUGGGCGUCCUGAACCGUUUCAUAGAGGGGAAGCACCCGCCGGAGAAGAUGCUUGUAAAGGAAGGUACACGCUGGUGCACCGAUGUCUUCGAUACGUUCAUCUCCACCGAUCAGUCAGUGGCGCUGGGAGAAACGGUAAAGCGUAGCUACACACCGGCGAAACCGUCACAGCAGGUGAUCGUCAUUCACGUAUACUGCUCAGAAAAAGAGUCGGUCAGCUUCAUCACGGACCCAGGCGUGAGGAAGUGUGGUACACUGAAGCUGGAUGUGAGCGGUACUGAGAGUCCGGCAGCACGAAGAGAGAUCCAGACGCUCAUGCAGUUCGGAGACACUGAGAUAAGAGCCAUGGCUGUCGAUGUGGCAACCUCUCGCAGUGUCAAAGCUAGCAUCGAUUUCCUUAGCCAAUAGAGGAAGAUGAGGGAUGAGUAAACCACACACUGCAGAAACUCAGCAUUUUAGUUAUGUUUUCCAGUGAAAAUAUCCAGACAUUCUUAAAGGAAGACAGAACGUGUCUUAAGCAGCAAAAUAGCAUAUUCAAAAGAUUUCUGAAGAAUCAUGCGACAUGAUGAAAGGCUGGUGUAGUGGCUGCUGAAUUCAGCUUAUUCACAGGAAUAAAUGACAUGAUAAAAUAUUAAAAAAAAGUAAAUAUUAAUAUUUAAUAAUAUUGCUAUUUGAUGGUGUUUUUCACAUAAAUGCAGUCUUCGUGAGCAUAAGAGAUGUCUUCUGAAAACAUACAAAUCUACCAACCCUAAACUUGUCAACAGUACUAUAUUGAAUUACAUUUAUUUACCAAUGUAAAUGUAAAUUUACCAAGUUUUUUUUCUCGUUAUAAACAUCAACCGCUAAAUUCUAUAUUUAUGCAUGCAACAAUAAAGAAAAAAAGAACUGUAUGGUGUAAAAACCUCAUUCCAGAUAUAUUCUUUAGAAGCAAAAUAUUAAGACUAUUUUAAAGUCGUUAUUUCUCAUUUAAAGGCUGUUUAGAUGUUUUACCUGGAAAGCAAGACAAAAUGCUGAUUAAAAUAGUUUGGCAGUGUAGAAGGAUAGAGAAAAGAAAGAGAAAACUAAAAAUAGAGAAUGAACGAGAGAUGAAGGAUUGGAGUCUCAACUAAUAUUCCAUGUUUGACAUUUGCUUGAAUGGUUGUGCCAUUCAUGUUAUUUUAUUUGGUCGCUUCAUUUUCCAGGUCUACGACUGGACUUAUCUCCAGAUGAAACUUCUUCUAUUUGGCCAAAGUCGAGUUCAUUUUGUCUCAUCGACACUCAUCUAGGCUCAGUCUGUUAUUCUCUGUAUGCAUCUAUUAUAGUCUAUUUGUAGUCUUAGUGGCUAUUUUCUGCACAGAGAUGCAAACUCUGCAUGGAUAGAGCCAAAAUACAGCUGCGUAUUGCUAGUAGUGCAGUUUGGAAUAGCACCCUGUAAUAACUUAGCAAGACAAGUUCAGGUUAAGGCAGCUAUGUUAGUCUGGCAGAAAUAUAAUAUCGUUCGCUCACAAAAACAUACUGCUUUGCUCUUAAAUUCUGGUCUGUUACCUCCAAGUCCCAGUCUAGAACCAGUUCAUUCAUUGAGGAUAUGAUGAGGAGGUAAAGCAGAUGGUUUUGUCUCCUGGACUGGUGACCGUUUUGAAACUCAGUAUGUUCUUCAUCUCAAACAUUUAGGAUGGUACCGAAACCUACCGAAGCUACACAUCACAAAGGUGCUGACUCCCGUGACAAAAUUACCAUCAGUGCUACUGGACUACGUGGAAAACCGUUUUUAUUUUUUGUGGGGUUUUUUUACAUCUCAUUAUGUUGACAUUUCUUUUUUUGUAUUUCAAGGAAUUCUAGACAGCAGAGAGAUUGAGGGCGCCGUUUUGUUUGUUGCAUAAUUCAGCAUAUCUUCAUAUUGUUGGUCAGUAUGUUGCUCUAAGCAGAAUGAGAACACAUAAAUCCUAGAAUGUGAAUCUUAAUCAUCGUUUGAAGUGGCAGUGACAGAAAAACCGCUAGCCAUACCUGAAACAUGAUUUGAAAUGAUAGCCAUUGCUAUAUGCUAGUUGCCUUUAAUCCUGCUCCUUAGAAAGAGAAGCCAAUUAUUAUUUUUUUCCUUUUUUUUCUUCAUUUUUUUUUUAUUUAGGAUAUUAUUUUGGAGAAUAUGUCACAAAUGAAAAAGUUUAUUUCUGUAUAUACAGUAUUUAAAGAUAUUGUACAGAUUUUUAGCGUUGUUUUAGCAUUAGCGGCUUUAUGAGCAGUGUGUGUAUGCAGGCCUUAAGAGCACACAUUCUUUCUUCCACUCUCACCAGCCUUCAUAUGAACACUAAAUUCAGACAUUACCCUAAUCCAAACCCAAACAUAAUCUCCAAGACAAAACUAUAAUCCCAUUCCCAAAACCAUAACCUUACCUUAACCCCGAACCACACCCCUAUGUAGACCAAAAUUACCCCAACUUUCCAGUUCCCAAAUGCAGUUGUGUGAAAUGCCUUUUGUUUUGCUUCAUUUUUAGAAAUUACAGCAAAGAUCCCAAGACUUGAAAACCUUUUACCUUAACAACUUUACUCGCAAUUAUUUGAAAUUUGAAGUUUGUGGUAUAUUUUGGUUUGGGAAAUGAGGUGACUGUUGUGUAUGUGGUCUGUAGAGGAGAACAAUAGUUGUGAGUUUGGUUUGGGAGAUAUUGAGACAAAUGCGAUACUAACAACAAAAAAAAAAAAAAAAAAAAAAAUGAAAGCAAUAAGGUAUUGCAAUGUGACGUUCCACAUUUUAUUCCCACUUCUUCCAUCAUGCUAUUCUGCCAAUGUGAAGUCUGUGUGUCAGAGCUUCAGCUGCAAAAUUAUAAGGCUGCUAUGGAAAUGUAUUAAUCAAGGUGAUGAUAACUGAACAUUUGUAUUAUUUGAAAGUCGGCAUGUAACUCAACUAUGGCGUUCUUUGAAAAAUCUGUCAUGUGGUUGCUUUUCCAUAAAUUUGCAUAGCAAUACAGUGCGCCAAAUAGUUAUUGCAAAGGACAAUUACAUUUUGUGAUAAUAGCACAGAUCAUGGAUCAAAAACAUGAUGGAUCAAACGUCUCCCUCUAAAAAUCCUACCAAGCGUCUGCCAGGGUGACCACAGAUUGUGAAUAAAAUAUCAUCAAACAAUAUAAUAUCAUUAAAAUGAAAUAAAUAGCAAGAUGCACACAGGAUAAAACGCUAAAGCUUCUCAAUGUAAUCUGAAGUUGCUGCUCAUGUGAUUGUUAAUUGCAAAUAACCGCAUAUGCUUUGCACGAUUCGCAUGAGAGACCAACAAAUAAAUUUUUUUUUUGUAAUGUUCAUUUAUUCUAUUUUAAAUAAUCGCUGUAUAAUAAAACCCAAGCUACUACAGAUCACUCUCUCAUUGGCUUGUGCAAGGCAGUAGAAGCAGGAAAUGAUGUCAUCACAUGUGAUAUGUGUGCAUGCACCUGUAGGGCAGAGCACACACACAUAAACAUACACCUUUACAAACGUGCAGAUUUGUGACUAAACACACCUUUUUUGCUUUGAGAGUGUUGGUAGGGUUAAUGUUAGAGAUAAAAUCUCCUUGUUUUGCUGAUUUACACUUUAGCUUUUGUUCUUCACUUGAUUUGCACCAUACCAGGUCAUUGGCAGCUUUGCUAUUUUUUUUUUUUUUAUGAUAACAAUGUAUAGCCUCUUUAUAAAAUGUAGUUAUUGCUAUGAUGUGCUUGUAUAAGCACAUAAAGAGCACUAUCUAUUUGUUUUUCAGUUUGAUUUUGAUCACGCCGUCUGAGGUAUUAAGACACUCAUCCCUGAAGAGGGACAUUUGCUAAUAAUUCACUGUGAAUUUGAUUUUGAAUGGCUUUUCAGCAUUAUUUUAUUUGACUGGUUGUAGCUAGGAGAAAAUGCACCAGUUCAUAGGAUUUGGGGGGGGGGGGGGGGGGGGUGAAGAAUUUCACUGUUUGCUAGAUUCUGUGCUUAAAAUGCUUGAAAGUCACCUAGUCAUUCACUUCGAUCCAAGAUAGCUGCUCAGUCAUAGAGCUGACGUGGACUUUCACUCACUGUGUAAACUCACAGACUAUACCUACUUGUUUUUUUUUUAGUCAGUGUAUACAUUGUCUCUGCUCUUGCCAUAUGCACAUCCAAAAAGAUUUGCAACUGUAUUUCAAUCGAUGCCAAGUACUAACAGCCAAACAGUCACCCAAUAAAAAGUAUGUUUAUUUCAAAAAAAA